AUGAACAAGAGUGUCGCGGGGAAGCGCAAGAGGUCCACAAGCGACCCUGCACAACAACAACUGACACAACCCCCAACCUCCAACAACAACGAGACCGCCCUACCUCCGACAAAGUUGCCACGACAGACGUCCUACGCGCAAGCCAACCUCCUCUCCUUCUUCAGCAGGCCGCCCCCCAAGCAGCCCAAGGAAGAGGACAAGGGCCGGGCUCGACUCGAGAUCGGCUACGCCCAGGCCGAAGAAGAGCCCACGACGAACGAGAAGGAGAAGGUUGAAGAAGAAACACAAAAGCGACAAGAAGAGAGGGAAGAAGAAGAAGAAGAGGAGGAAGAAGAAGAGAUGAAGAAAGGAGGUCGUGUGGCCCAGCAGCUGCUGUGGAAGGGUGCGAGUAGUAGCAGCGCGGGCCGGACCUGCGGCGGACGGCCCGGACCCGAGGGCUGGCAGGAGGUGUGGGAUCGCAUCGUACGAUAUCGAGCAGAGCACAAGGUUCCCCUCCCUCCAUGA
Molecule: messenger RNA, 504 nt
Organism: Acanthamoeba castellanii str. Neff
Lineage: Eukaryota; Discosea; Longamoebia; Acanthamoebidae
Exons: 1
Coding region: 1-504 (167 amino acids)
Source: RefSeq, a predicted model, not a curated record